AUGAGAUGAGCCGCUGUUCUGGCAUAAGAGAUCGAACUGACAAAAUCCACGUUCGUUACCAGCGUGUGACGCCUUUUACUCGCGCCGAUCAUUCAGCAGAGUCCACGUAGUAGUCUCCUAAAACAUGGCCGCCAAUCAGAACACAUUAGUCAGGUUUCCGACAUCCACUCAUUAUAAGAUGGCUGCUGCCGGGAGGGUUGGUGCUGUGUUUUUUCUAUGUAUUGCUGCCUGUACCGGGGCUCACGAAACAUCGAGCACUGAAGAAUUUGACGUGAAACCUGGGGGUCAGGAGUACACCAAUACUCGGAGAUUGAAAUGGCAGAUGAGCAUUGGAGUAGAUAAGGACAACACGCAUUUCUCCUGCUCAAUAUGGAGGCCCACGGGGGUAUCCUAUUUGUUCUUUACUAUGUUCAAAGUAGAAGUGACCGGAGGCAAAAUUGAAUUCUGUGAAGCUUAUUCUCAGGCAGACAAACCAUUGAAGAAGUCAGAAUAUUUAGUAAGCUCUACAACAGUUUCCGACAGACCAGGUUCCUUUUCUUCAUCUCUGUACAAGUUAACAGUUGUGGCCAGUUCUUCGCAUGAAGAGUUGUGACACUACUAGCAAAAUCUUUGUGGAACAAUUGAAGUGACUUUCUCUUUUGCUAUGAUAGAAGAUGUAUGGCUUUUGAAAAACAUGCAAAUCAUUUCUGGUAGUAAAAACGGGGGUAUAGAUAACUGGAGCUGGUCAUACUUUGGUGAUUUUUGUAUAUAUAACUGUUUCAGUUACUUUUGCCCUUUCCAGCGCUUUAUUACAAAACCGGUUUGUCACCUAUUUGUCUUAAUACAAUUGGGGAUAUAUAAUUUGGUUCGAGUUUGCCGGAGAUGUGGGAUGUCUGGCGAGAAUCGACUUCUUUUUCAAGAGGCAAUAAUUUACAAGGCAAAACCAGUACAUGAUUGUCGCUAUAAAAAUACAGCCAUUCUCGGCCAAUAUCUUGCAACUCCGGCAAGCUCGGACCCUAUUACAUAUACCUCUGUGAGUGUAAAUUCUUAGUAGUGCCAGUAAAGUUGAAAUACCCCUUAACAGAAUCCAUCACCGUUUAUUAAAAGCUUGUUGAAAUAAUUAAAAAAACCUUCUUGAAAUUAAUAAAUAAAUAAAUAAAUUGUUUGUCACCCCCCCCCAGUAAAUCCAUUGUCUCUUUAAACUUGUGAUUUUAGGGGGGAUGCAGUUAAAAUGCCAGCUGUGUGGAUCCCAGCGUUCAGGAUACCAACACCAAAAUUCCCGCCUGUUGACAAUGCCGCCAGCCGGAAUACCGGCACACAAGGGCUAUUGCCACUCGUGGGUGUCCGUGACACCCAUAUAGUGGGAAUAGAUCCUGUGGCAAGUACAGCAAGCCACUGAGCCUGCAAGGGGAGACUCAGCGCUCGCCCCGCUGCCAGCAUUCUGGCGAGUGGGAUGCAGCUGUUGAAAUAAAUAUUGACAGCCGGCAUCCCAUCCGCCGGGGAAACGUAUGUAAUCCGUUUAGGGAACGGUGUGUCAGAAUAUGGCAAUUACUUUUGGUUAUGAGGAUACCAUGUAUGCAUGAAUUUAGUAAUUGUCUGAGCCAUUGUGCGGUCGCUUAGCAUAGGAUAAACUUUAAGCGUCUGUCCUUUUGCUAAUUCUCUGUUUUCUUGGUGAUCCAAUUACACUCAUCAAUGUGAUCUGAGCACGUGUGUCUACUUUUGCAGAUAGUAAAAAGCUUAUAUUUGUGCCAAACAUGCUUAUGAAAUCAUCCAACAUUUUAAACUCAUUAACAAAUAAAUAACGAUAACAUUCCAGUCUAUACAUUUUAAAUAAUGCUGCUUUAUAAAUAAUGGGGCUGUCAUCUCUGUACUGUAAGUUCAGCAAUUCUAUGGCCGGAUCAAUACAAUUCAAGAGAAUGUAGCAUGACAAUCCAUUGGUACAUUUUUAAUAUAAGUCAUGCAUUCUGAAUAUUAGGUAAUGCUUCAUGCCACUGGUUCCUAGCCAAAAUUACUAGGUUGCAUACUGGUUUACUCACAAAAUAUGAAUGCAUGUUUAUGGUGCAUAUUAUUCAAUAAAGUUAACUGUGCAUAUG
Molecule: messenger RNA, 2072 nt
Organism: Pseudophryne corroboree (corroboree frog)
Lineage: Eukaryota; Metazoa; Chordata; Amphibia; Anura; Myobatrachidae
Gene: MYDGF
Product: myeloid derived growth factor
Exons: 6
Coding region: 125-592 (155 amino acids)
Biological process (GO): positive regulation of endothelial cell proliferation; positive regulation of angiogenesis
Source: RefSeq, a predicted model, not a curated record